Acipenser ruthenus (sterlet) is the source of this 2632-nucleotide messenger RNA. Its product is annotated as cell death-inducing p53-target protein 1-like. Lineage: Eukaryota; Metazoa; Chordata; Actinopteri; Acipenseriformes; Acipenseridae. The transcript has 5 exons. Bases 1260 to 1904 code for a protein of 214 amino acids. Gene Ontology annotation, molecular function: zinc ion binding. The record is from RefSeq and is a predicted model, not a curated record.
UUAAUAAGGUGGAGGGCAGGUGGCCCCUAUUUCAUUGGUCUUCAAAACCAUUUCAAUUCAUCAAAAUGUUUUUAUAGACAGCAAUACACCAAGGUCAGUUAUCUUUCAAUAGCAACACUAUGAGCCAAACAAGGGCCUGCUGGGGUUUAAAACAUUACAAUAUGGCUAAUGUUGUUGCCUUUUUUCAGGUCACAAUGCCACAUACUUUAAAUAUUGCGUAGAGGUAGGGUUAUUUUUCUGUCCAUCACAUUUUCCAUUGGUGGAGUUGGUAAACAAUAGGUCACUGUUCAGCUCCUGGCUUCAUCAGGUCUACUAAAGCAGGUAAUUUAAAUAUCUGUCUACGCCAGCCCUGUGUGCAGAGUUAACUAGGUCGCUUGUUCCUCUUUUUGCUUGAGUUGGAGGUAAUUAUUUUAAUUUAUUUUUUAAUUAUAUAUACAAUGUUAUUGUAAAACCUGCAGUGUAUUUAAAGCUACAAUAAUACAAAGUUGUCAUAAUUCUUGCAUUUUAAAUACCAGUAUAUUAAAGGGCUCUUGUUAGUUAUUAAUAACUUUAUAUUGUACUGAGCCUUCAAAGGUGAAGGAUAGGUUAUACGUAAUUAAGUCCUGUAUUGAAAAUAAAGUAAUACUGCUUUGUGGAUUUUUAAAAAUGUAUUUUAUAUAAGACAAUCUAGAAAAUGUACCUUUUUUAAUUUCUAAUCAUAUGUCCUGUGCAUAGAUUAUGACUAGAACUAUUGUGGAAAUCUUGAGUAAAACUCAACUAUUUGUGUGUCCAUAUUUUAUGGUUGAGUGUUGAAAUUCUAGAGCAUCUGUACUGUUAUUCUGUUGUUUUGUAAAAGGACUAGAUAAUGAUAAGAUUAUUUUAAGGAAUUUCAGUAGAAAGUAAGAGAUCUGGUGGGGAUCAACAAAUAUAAAGUGCAAAAGAGUGGUCAAUUUCUAGAAUAUAAAUUGUACAAAACCAGUAAAGAGGUAAAACAUUGGCUUUCAGUCAACACUCUUUUUUUGCUUAUAACUCAUUACAAUGAAGGCUUAGUAAACUACAGGACAUGCCUUCAGGCACACAAAAAGCACAGUAAUUGCACUUGUAACCAUUAAGCUACCAAGUCGUUUUACUGUUCGUUUUAAAAUUCACUGCUCCAAACAAUUUAGGGAUUUUCAAAGAUGUGUAAAUGAAUACUAAGAUACUGUCUGUUUCCACACCCUUACUAUGCUGUCCACAUCUCUGUACUUGUUUCUUUUCUUUGCCCAGGUGUUGCCUCGGAGAUGCCCAGCGCGCAGGAGCAGAUGGAGCUGGAUGAGAUUGAAGAGGGGCUUAGGAAGCUGGCUCUUCAGCAGCAGCAGCUACUGAGCAGGAAAGAGCUGCUCACCAUGCUGCAGGACUUCAAACACAGCACUGGCUUCCUCUCCUCCACCGACAAGAAGGCAUUGACCAAAAUAACAGACUCCACCGAGAAGACGGAGCUCGAGAGCAUCGAUGAGCAACUGAGAGACAUUGCAGAGCAAGAGGGAGAGCUCCUGAACCGCAAGGAGGAGAUCCUCUGCCCUGACCAGUUCAGACCAGAUUUGUCCAAACUGAAUGGCCUUGGAGUGUUUGUUCUGCCUCGCAUUUCGGAUGAGUUUGCAAUCACAGUACCACCACCGUCAUUCCCAGCACCCCAGCUGACUCUGGACUACAACAAGCUCCCAGACAGUCCCACCCCAACGCAGUGCCCCUCCUGUCAGCAGUUUGUGACCACAGAGACUUGCAGGAAGAUGGGAAACACUGUCUGGCUAUUGUGCAUCAUGGCAGUCAUGUUUGGAUGCUUUUGUGGCUGUUGUUUAAUCCCCUUCUGUGUAAAUGCAUAUAAAGAUGUGGUCCACAAGUGCCCUAAGUGUCUAGCCAAGAUUCAUACAAUCAAGAGGCUGUAAGAAUCCAGCACAAGUACUAAAGAAAUGGCUUUGGCUUCUGGCACAUAGACAACAAAAUUUGGGCUGAAGGAACGAAAUGUGGGACUCGGCAUGAAAGAUGGAAAUGUUCUGCAGAAAAAGUUCACAAAGUAUUGUUAGCGGUCAGUUAAUGCUUGGCCAUUGUGCCCAAAACAAAACUGGACAACAGUAAAGUGCUAUGGAGAGUUUUAAAGCUGGGAGAUCAUCUAAACCCAGGACAAAAAGAAAGUUAUUUCGCUUGUCUUAACAAGCAAGUUUCAAAAGGUACAUUUAUGUAAUCUGGUGCCUGCAUAUAUAUUUGUAAUGCUCACCCCUUUGCUUUUAGGAUUUAACCCAUCCAGAGUGAUGUAAAUUGGGUUACCUCCAGCAGAAAUAACAGUAUACAAUAAUAGCAGGUUUCCUCACUUGACUUCCCACAUGUAGUGCAUUCUUAUCCAUGCAGAAGUUGUAAUGUAUGUUUUUAGCUUGCCAACAUGGUGAUACAGAAACUCUUUUAAUAUAACUUCUAAGCUGAGUUCAUUUUAUCAGGAGUUCUUCAAUAACCAGUACUGUAGUGGGAAUAUAGUGCGAGGUAUUGUAUGGAUUACAUUGGUGUUCAUUAAUAUCAUUUAUUUUCAAUAUUUAGGCAACUAUAUUGCAUGCACAACAGACUUGAAUGUUAUCAACUCAUUUUUUUGAAUACCAAAAUUGAUUUAAUAGUACUGAAUGAG